Messenger RNA from Ipomoea triloba (trilobed morning glory), 1650 nucleotides. Its product is annotated as methylesterase 3-like. Gene Ontology annotation, biological process: jasmonic acid metabolic process; salicylic acid metabolic process. The transcript is spliced from 4 exons. Gene Ontology annotation, molecular function: methyl jasmonate esterase activity; methyl indole-3-acetate esterase activity; methyl salicylate esterase activity. The record is from RefSeq and is a predicted model, not a curated record. Lineage: Eukaryota; Viridiplantae; Streptophyta; Magnoliopsida; Solanales; Convolvulaceae. Bases 33 to 824 code for a protein of 263 amino acids.
CUUUGGGCCCUGAUGCUGUGGAUUGGUUAAUCAUGGAUGAGAGAAAGAAGCACUUUGUACUGGUUCACGGAGCUUGCCAUGGUGCGUGGUGCUGGUAUAAGGUCGCGACCCUCCUUAGAGCGGAGGGUCACAAAGUAAGCGCCCUCGACAUGGCGGCCUCGGGGAUUCAUCCCAAACUCGCAGAACAAGUGAGUUCCAUGGAGGAAUACAAUGAACCCUUGACGGAAUUCAUGGCUGCCUUGCCGGCGGAUGAGAAGGUGGUUCUGGUAGGCCAUAGCAUAGGUGGGGUCAACGUAUCACUUGCUAUGGAGAGUUUCCCUCACAAGAUAUCUGUUGCUGUGUUUGUCACUGCCUCCAUGUAUGGCCCUGAUCUAAGCUUUCUUGCCGUGCAACAAGAGUUUCAUCGACAACUGGAAUCUAACAUGGACCAAAAAACUCAGUACAGUAAGGGAAAAGACAACGAAGACCGCCCGGUCUCCGUCCUCUUUGGUAAUGAGACGCUAGAAAAGCUUAUAUAUCAGCUCUCUCCUCCAGAGGAUUUGACAUUGGCAAAGUUGUUGGUACGAGGCUUGCCAUUGUUUGAAGACGGAAAUGGUGAGGGGUAUGCAGUGACUAAGGAAAAAUAUGGAUCAGUUAAGCGAGCUUAUGUGGUUUGUGGCAAAGAUAAGUUGUCGAAGGAGGAGUAUCAACGGUGGGUAAUCCAUAUGAAUCCCCCCGACGAGGUCUGCCUCAUCCCCGACGCCGAUCACGUGCCCAUGUUCUCCCAGCCUCAUCAACUCUGCUCUUCUCUGCAACUCAUCUCCCAAAAAUAUCACCACUGUUGAUGAUGAUGAUGAUGAUGAUGAUGCAUGUCCAGCAAUAAGAGUAGAUAAUCAGCUCCAGGAUUUUUGUAACCCUCAGUUGCUGGUUGUUGUCGAGCUUAGUGGCAGAAAAGAUGUUGGAAUUCAUGAUCUUGCGGAGGGUUCUCCACUUGGAUGCGACAGGGAGCCAAGCAACAGAGACUUGGUGGUGGUUGAGAGCUGUCAGGGAAUCAGGGAUUGACCGAGUGGAAAAGGCUAAGUCUUGCUUUUGUAGAGCUUGUUUGGCCAUGGCGGAUGAAGAAAUGACCACUGUGUUUAUCAUGCCCAGUUUUAGAUUCAUGACCGGACCAUAUUUCUGGGCUAGCCGGGCUAAGAAUUUGUGAGGUUGCCCUCCCACCAAGUGAAGGUUUCCGAUCACCGGCAAUGGAAAUGGCCCCGGUGGAAACUUUUUGCCUACACUCUUACUACUUCUUUUUGCUAAUAAACAGAGGCAUUGGAGAAAAGUCCAUGCAAACAAUACAGCUACUACAAUGCUCUGGAAAUUCAUUCUCUGAUCUCUCUCUCUCUAAUUAGUUCUAGGCAGGCCGGAAUUGAAUUGAAUGGCAAUCGACUUCAGUCUCAGGUCUUGACGGUAAAGCAUGCUUUGUCGCUUUCAUCCAACCAUCCUUUCUUGGCUCAUUAAUUUCAUUGUACACUUCUAUAUCAGAUCCUUACAAUUAGUACAAUUAUUGCAUGCUAGUGCAUGACAGCAGUAAUUGUACUCGUGGUAAUUAUUACUAUUUGUUACUUCAAUUCAGUUUAUAGUAGUUGUACUCAGAAAUUUUAUUUGAAGAUAAAUUUCCCCAAAGAA